Molecule: messenger RNA, 633 nt
Organism: Drosophila willistoni
Lineage: Eukaryota; Metazoa; Arthropoda; Insecta; Diptera; Drosophilidae
Gene: Srx
Product: putative sulfiredoxin
Exons: 3
Coding region: 64-516 (150 amino acids)
Biological process (GO): cellular response to oxidative stress
Cellular component (GO): cytoplasm
Molecular function (GO): sulfiredoxin activity
Source: RefSeq, a predicted model, not a curated record
AUACUACGACAAACAAACAAGUUUCAAGGCAUUGGAAGGAAAAAUUGUGUUAAAUUGACGCCGAUGGAGUUCAUUAGGCGUUUUCUAUUGCCCCUGAGCGGACGCAGACGCAUACCACUUGAAUUUGCAGACAGAAGGAGGAGAUUUCACUCCCACCCACAACAUUUUAAUCGACGCAAAAUGGAUACAGUGCACUCUGCAGGGAUAGCCGAAAUCCAUAAUGUACCUAUGAGUGUAAUCAAACGUCCCAUUCCAUCAAUAUUAGAUGAAAAGAAAGUGCUUUCGCUUAUAGAAACCAUUAAGCAAGAGGAAACCGAGGAUGAGGUGCCACCAAUCGACUUGCUUUGGAUAACUGGCAGUUCGGGUGGAAACUAUUUCUUUAGCUUCGGUGGUUGCCAUCGAUUUGAGGCGUAUAAAAGACUAAAUCGGGAAACCAUAAAAGCGAAACUGGUCCGUUCCACUUUAGGCGAUCUGUACCAUUACAUGGGCUCCAGUGCUCCAAAACAUUUGGAGUAGCCCCAUAGACAUUAAAUGUACACAAAUAUGUGCAAUCUUGUUUUUACCUUUAUAUUUCCUAGUACAUAAAUAUUACAAAAGUAAAUAGUUAUUAAAUUGGCCUGACUUUUUUCUUUA